Messenger RNA from Toxotes jaculatrix (banded archerfish), 1151 nucleotides. RefSeq names its product glucose-6-phosphatase 2-like. Bases 1 to 1095 code for a protein of 364 amino acids. NCBI's taxonomy places the organism in Eukaryota, Metazoa, Chordata, Actinopteri, Toxotidae. Gene Ontology annotation, molecular function: glucose-6-phosphatase activity. The record is from RefSeq and is a predicted model, not a curated record. Gene Ontology annotation, cellular component: membrane. Gene Ontology annotation, biological process: glucose 6-phosphate metabolic process; gluconeogenesis. The transcript is spliced from 5 exons.
AUGGAUAUUGUCUACAGCAGCGGGGUGCGGGUUAUACAGCACCUGCAGAACAACUACAGGGAAUAUCACAACUUCCUCAACUUCAUGUCAACUGUGGGCGACCCUCGUAAUAUUUUCUCUGUUUAUUUCCCCCUCUGGUUCCAUCUCAGCCACAAUGUGGGCACCAAGAUGAUAUGGGUGGCCGUUAUUGGAGACUGGUUCAAUCUAAUUUUCAAAUGGAUUCUGUUUGGUCAGCGACCUUACUGGUGGGUCCAAGAAACUCACUUCUACCACAACGAUUCUUUCCCACAUUUGGAGCAAUUUCACAUCACAUGUGAAACAGGGCCAGGUAGUCCAUCUGGUCAUGCCAUGGGUUCAUCUUGUGUGUGGUAUGUGAUGAUCACCUCGGCUCUGAACUUUACCAGGCCUUCCUCCAUGGUUUCUUCAUUACUGGUUAUGUGUAAAUACGUCUAUCCUCUCAGGUUUUGUUUUCUGAGGUCCGGUCUGUGGAUGGCUUUUUGGGUCAUUCAGAUAAGCGUCUGCAUCUCCAGGGUUUUCAUUGCAACACAUUUCCCACAUCAGGUUAUCCUUGGUCUUUUAGCAGGUAUGCUGGUAGCUGAAGUGUUUGAUCACAUCCCCUCAGUCUACAAUGCAAGUUUGAAAGUGUACCUCCAGACCAACGCUUUUCUUUUCUCUUUUGCUAUUUGCUUUUAUCUGCUCCUCAAACUGAUGGACAUUGACCUUCUGUGGUCAGUUACUAAAGCCAAGAAGUGGUGUGCUAACCCAGAGUGGAUCCAUCUCGACACCACCCCUUUUGCUGGUCUUGUGAGAAACCUCGGAGCCUUGUUUGGUCUGGGCUUGGCAGUGAACUCUGAGAUGUUCAUUCAGAGCUGUAAGGGGAAGAAUGGCUACAAAACCAGAUUUAAACUCAUGUGUGUGACGGCAACUCUCACGUGUCUGCAGCUGUACGAUUUCAUCAAAAUGCCCACUCACACUGAGGUUCUGUUUUACAUCCUGUCGUUUUGUAAGAGUGCUUUAGUACCUCUUGGUGUGGUUGCCAUUAUUCCUUACUGUGUUCAUUUGCUGAUUGGAGACGAGGACAGGAAGCUAGCUUAGAUUAUGGAGGAAUGGAAUUUGCAACAUUUCUCACAUCGCUUUUAAACUAGUGUUAA